Molecule: messenger RNA, 270 nt
Organism: Zychaea mexicana
Lineage: Eukaryota; Fungi; Mucoromycota; Mucoromycetes; Mucorales; Lichtheimiaceae
Exons: 3
Coding region: 1-270 (89 amino acids)
Cellular component (GO): cytoplasm; nucleus
Source: RefSeq, a predicted model, not a curated record
AUGAAUGAUUUGCCACCAGCGCGCACUGGUAGAGAAACCCAACUUUACUCAGCAGAUGGUGUACGACAGGUUGCCGUCGCGAUUCCGAUUGAUCCCAGCACGAACAAAGUGCUAGUCAUCACAAGCAGCAAACAUGCCAAUGUUUGGGUUCUCCCUAAAGGUGGCUGGGAAAAUGACGAAACGCAGGAGGAGUGUGCCAAGAGGGAAACAUAUGAAGAAGGUGAGACAAAAGAUGCAUUAUGCAGAAACCAAUAUAUCCUUGUCAUCUAA